UGCUUCCUGUGUUGCCACCGCCCCGUUUCCCCGCUUCCUUAACUACUGUUACAUCUGCUCUCUCCUCUCUACAUUUCUCUCGCUCGAAUCGUCAGGACGCUGGCUGUGGCUGGCGAAGAGGGGAAGUCUUUUCUGGGAUUGAAGUGCAAGUUCUGAAGAGGCCAUCACCAACGCGCACCGAGUGGCGCUCUUGAAACCGCGUCAGCUACUGUGUACCAGUGUUUGUGACAGCGGUAAGCAACCCCACGUGUGCUUGUCUCAGCCGAGUGAAAGGUCUUCACUUCACGCACGCUCAAAACUGCCUUGUCCUCUUUCUCAUGCAUUCACUGACGCUUUCUACAGCUACUUCCUGCACCGCCCUUCCUCCUUUCCUCCAAACUCAACUUGCUCCCUCACCUCGCCCACCAUGCCCUGUCUAUAUCGAUUGGCCUGCCUGGCACUGCCUCUUAUAUCCACCUUAGCAGCCGCAGAGCCCGCCUCCCAAACCAAAAAUGAAGCCAAACCCAUCUACGCCGAUGCCCAGGAAGCCUUCCGCGACCUCCUCAACGCCCUGCCCGAGGAAUCCCUGCACGUCGCCCUCAACAGCCUCGCUCCCUACCGGGAAGGCGUCUUCGAGUCCAACCGCCAUGGCGUCGAGCGCGUGCAUCACGAUGACCCUCCUCUCGCAACCAAAUUGAUUAUAGCCGCUGUCCAGGACCUGAAGAAGCGGCAGACCCCUUCGAAUGGAACGACUCCGAACCCGCCGCAAUCCAGCCAGCAGCAACCCAGCACGCAAGCUCCCCCGCCUCCGCCAUCGAGCAGCCAAGCCCCUCCCAUCUUGGUCCCUGUUCCCAUCACCUCCACUGACGACCGAGGCCGCACGACCGUCGUCUCCUCCGAGAUCCUGAGCGAGCCCACCGCCUCGGCAGUCGUCACAACCACACGCGUCAACGACCAAGGCGCUACGGAAAUUGCCACCGAGACGAAGCCCGCCGUCGUCCUCACGUCCACCGAUGCCGCGGGCUCCGUCGUCACCACCACGUCAGCCGUGGACUUUGCGCCGACCCCGGGCCAGCAGCUUACCAGGACCGAUAGUCGGGGCAAUACGUUUGUGACCACGUAUACGCCUGGUGCCGGCACCGUAAGUAGCGUCAAGUUGAUCACGACGACGGGCGCAGAUGGGAAGCCGAGUGUCAUCACCAGUUAUACCUUUGUGAAUCCCGGGGCUCCGACGGGAGAGGGAGGUAGUCCGGCGGGGACGGCGAGUGGGAAGCCCGGGCUGCAGACUGGGGCGGCGGUCGCGAUGGGCAGGAAUGGAGCGGUGGAGGCGGCUGUGGUGGGAGGUGCGGUUGUGGGAUGGUUGGGGAUGUGGUUGUGAGGAAGAGCUGAGGGUUCCUCAUACUGACUCUCUACUGCCAACUGACGAACGGAUGGCACCACAGCCAAGAUACUGACGAAGAACACGACAGUCCUUUACGCAUUGUAUCAACGACUCUCCUUUACGCGCCUCUUCGGCGGACGACUUUCCUUGAUGCAUUCUCACGGUCUCCGGGAUUUCGCUCUUUGAUGGACACUUACGACACCUCCUACUAUACCUGGGCCGGAUCCUUUAGUGGUCUCUGUGCAUGCA
Messenger RNA from Westerdykella ornata, 1609 nucleotides. RefSeq lists its product as uncharacterized. The record is from RefSeq and is a predicted model, not a curated record. The transcript has a single exon. NCBI's taxonomy places the organism in Eukaryota, Fungi, Ascomycota, Dothideomycetes, Pleosporales, Sporormiaceae. The coding region runs from base 407 to 1357 and encodes 316 amino acids.